Molecule: messenger RNA, 1904 nt
Organism: Arachis stenosperma
Lineage: Eukaryota; Viridiplantae; Streptophyta; Magnoliopsida; Fabales; Fabaceae
Product: scarecrow-like protein 3
Exons: 1
Coding region: 163-1638 (491 amino acids)
Biological process (GO): response to gibberellin; regulation of DNA-templated transcription
Cellular component (GO): nucleus
Molecular function (GO): DNA-binding transcription factor activity; sequence-specific DNA binding
Source: RefSeq, a predicted model, not a curated record
UUGUUCUUGUCUCAUCCUAUUUUUCUCAUGCGAGAUGCACUAGUUGUGAUUUCAAUGUGUUUUUGUGUCAUAAUAAUCCUAAUGCAUUUGUUAGGUCUUUGAAGCUUGUCUUAUUUAUUAUUCAAACCUAAAGUUUGAUUUUUUUAAAUCAAGUUUUUAUUUAUGACCAUUUCAUUAUCUCCAAAUUCUUUAUACUGUUGUUACCGGUAUGUUCUUUGCUACAAGGUAUUUACUAUGCAAGAAGAAGGUUCAUCUUCUGUAACUUCGUCACCCCUGCAAUCCGCUUCAACGAUGUCACCUUCACCUAGUUUGGGAUCUCCACACCCCAUGCUCAAGGAACUGAGAUCUGAGGAAAGGGGUUUGUGCUUAAUCCAUUUGCUUCUCACUUGUGGAAAUCAUGUAGCUGCUGGGAACGUUGAAACUGCAAAUGUUUUACUUGGGCAAAGUUCCAUGCUAGCCUCUCCAGAGGGCGAUACUAUGCAACGGAUUGCGGCCUAUUUUACUGAAGCACUUGCUGAUCGGAUGCUUAAGGCAUGGCCCGGGCUCCAUAGAGCCCUCAACUCAACUAGAAUAGUCAUGGUUUCUGAAGAAGUUCUCACUCGAAAGCUUUUUUAUGAAAUUUUUCCUUUUAUGAAGAUAGCAUUUGUUCUGACAAAUCAAGCUAUCAUUGAGGCGAUGCAAGGCGAAAAAAUGAUUCAUAUAAUUGAUCUUAAUGCUGUUGAAUCUGCGCAGUGGGUUGCACUCCUCCAAGUUCUGGGUGCACGUCCUGAAGGUCCACCUCAUUUGAGAAUCACUGGUGUUCAUCAGAAGAAAGAGAUUCUAGACCAAAUAGCUUAUAGACUGGUUGAAGAAGCAGAGAAGUUGGAUAUUCCAUUCCAGUUUAACCCUGUAGUCAGCAAAUUAGAGAGCCUAGAUUUUGAAAAACUUCGUGUGAAAACUGGAGAGGCACUCGCUAUAAUUUCCAUGCUCCAAUUGCAUUCACUUUUGGCUUGCGACGACGAAGGGAGAAGAAAUCCUCAUUUAGCUGGAACCUCAAAUGCAAUUCCCCGGCAAAGAAGACAGCCUAUGUUCCAAAGCUCAUCGAGUGAGAAAGAUACGGCCAAUGAAUAUGCGCCUAGUCCUGACUCAUCCUCAUCGUCUCCAGCAUCGUUUACUACUUCAAAUUCAAAGCAUAUGGAGAGCUUUCUUAAUGCAUUAUGCGGAUUAUCACCAAAGGUUAUGGUUGUAACUGAACAGGACUCCAAUCACAAUGGUUUGACUCUUAUGGAGAGGCUACUAGAAGCUCUAUACUCUUAUGCUGCACUAUUUGAUUGCUUGGAGUGCCGUCUGCCAAGGACAUCUUUGGAGAGAUUAAGGGUUGAGAAGAUGCUUUUCGGUGAGGAAAUCAAGAACAUUGUCGCGUGCGAGGGAUUUGAACGAAGGGAAAGGCACGAGAGGCUGGAUAAGUGGAUCCAGAGAUUUUAUUUGGCUGGAUUUGGUAACAUGCCCUUAAGCUAUUUUGGUAUGCUGCAAGCAAAGAGGUUCUUGCAGAGCUAUAGAUGUGACGGAUACAAAAUGAGAGAGGAAAAUGGUUGUGUGUUAAUUUGUUGGCAAGAUAGGCCCUUGUUUUCAGUAUCAGCUUGGAGAUCUCGAAAGUAAUACAGAAUCCAGGAAAAGGGAAAAAAUAAGGAAGAAGUAUCGAUAGUAUAGUCUUUGUCAGUUGUAUUCAUGUGAAGUUGAUUAGUCAAAUCUGUUAAAUCAUUUAAUGGUUUUUGAAUAUCAACUUCACAUGAAAACAAUUAACUGCAUGUGAGUUAUAUCUUUAGUUUUUUUUUUUGUUUACUUUUCUUUUGCCUUUUUAGUUUAUAUUAAAGUGUUUUCUCUAUAUGAUAAUGAGUGAUGACUAUUAAAGGAUGAAAUAAAGU